GGGGAAGGGCCAGAUGAGUUUGAACCAUCCACCUCUGUGUUAUCAACACAGCACUCUCACCAAAUGAGCUAUGACCCUGAUUUAGAUGUCAAAAAUGGUUAUGAAAGCUGGGAGGAAAAGUUGAAAGAAAUUGAAUUUGAUAGUGUGGAUGCUUUUGAAAAUCAAAUGUUUGAUGCAAUUAGGAAUUCGAUUGACAAG
Molecule: messenger RNA, 198 nt
Organism: Cetraspora pellucida
Lineage: Eukaryota; Fungi; Glomeromycota; Glomeromycetes; Diversisporales; Gigasporaceae
Source: the annotation of a GenBank genome assembly